This is a messenger RNA of Phialemonium atrogriseum, 453 nucleotides long. RefSeq lists its product as uncharacterized. NCBI's taxonomy places the organism in Eukaryota, Fungi, Ascomycota, Sordariomycetes, Cephalothecales, Cephalothecaceae. The transcript is spliced from 3 exons. The coding region runs from base 1 to 453 and encodes 150 amino acids. The record is from RefSeq and is a predicted model, not a curated record.
AUGGGCUUGUUUGGCAUGGCGGCGAGCUAUCUCGCCUUCUCCGUCCUCCACUUCUUCCAAUUUAUCCUCGCCGUCACGGUCUGCGCCCUCUAUGGGGUGGACCUCCAUCGCGCAUCCUCCGAAGGCGGACACCACGAUGGGAAGUGGAUCUACGCUGAGGUUGUCGGCGGCCUCUCUGCCCUGACCGCCCUCCUCUAUUUUAUACCCUUCAUCAUUCGAUUCGCGGCCGUCUGGAUCUGGAAUGCCAUACUUUUCAUCCUUUGGAUUGCCCUAUUUGGCCUUGUUAGAAGCGAGGUCCUGAAAGGCCACACGGAUAGCCAACGCACCAAGAAUGCCGUAUGGGUUGUCCUCGCCAGCGCCUUGCUCUGGCUGAUCACUGGCCUCGGCUCCUUCGCCUACUGGUGGCGCCACCGUGAGAGGCACACGAGAUUCACCGGUCGCGGAAAGGUUUAG